AUGACUUCCGUCAACACACCUGAGGAGCAGGCCAUAGCCUUUCUUCUGACCUGUGUGGAAAAUUCUCAGAAGGGAAAGAUCAACUGGGACAACGUCUCACUCGAUGUUGGCGUUAAUAUGAGCCCCGAAGCGGCCAGGAAAUACUACUUCAGCAUUAUGAAGAACGCCAAAGAGUUCGAGCGCUCUGACAAGUAUCCCGAACUCCCCGGAGAUCCUUCCUGGCAGUCCAUCACGGCCGAUCACGUCGGCCCUAUCGUAAUCUUCGAAGAUUCAAAUUGUACCAUUGCCUAG
Messenger RNA from Penicillium digitatum Pd1, 291 nucleotides. The record is from RefSeq and is a predicted model, not a curated record. NCBI's taxonomy places the organism in Eukaryota, Fungi, Ascomycota, Eurotiomycetes, Eurotiales, Aspergillaceae.